AUGCGUUACUGUGUGUGACGCUUUACUUAAGGAUUUCUCGAUUAUUUAUAUUAGCUAAACUGUUAUUUUUAUCUGCUACAAGAAUAGUGCGCUGAAUUAAGCUCGGUGGAUGACCACAAAUAUGAGAUUUUAGCAAGGCAUUAUUGCUUUGGUCAGCAUAUACUGACACAUUUUCUGGGACAUAUCUUGCAAAUUCAGAAGUUUGACCAAGCUCUAAUAUUCAGGAUGCAAACAAGAGAGUUCUUGGUUUCAGCACCAGGGAAAGUGAUUCUCCACGGUGAGCAUUCUGUCGUGCACGGAAAGGUUGCUUUGGCUGUGAGUUUGAAUUUGCGCACAUACCUGCGGCUGCAGUCCACAACAUCCGGUGAAGUGCGCAUUAACCUCCCCAACAUUGAUACUUUUUUGGCCUGGGAAAUAACAGCACUGCAGCCUCUUCUGGCUGGGUGUAAAGCAGAGCAGGGUGACCUGAAGGAACUUGACGCAGAUCUUUUGAAGAGACUACGUGAAUUCACAGGCAUUUUAGAUGAUUCCACAGACACAAGAAGCAUGGCAGUGUUGGCUUUCCUCUACAUGUACCUGACUGUUUUUGCAGAAGCUCUGGCCAGUAUCACAGUGUCUGUGUGGUCAGAGUUGCCCACAGGAGCUGGUUUAGGCUCCAGUGCCGCCUAUAAUGUUUGUCUGUCUGCCGCUCUGCUGUCUGCCAGAGGCACCAUAUCGUCUCCUCUUACGCCACAGCAGGAGUCAGCCAGAUGGUGUAAAGAUGAGAUGGAGCUGAUUAACAGGUGGGCGUUCAUGGGCGAGAAGAUCAUCCAUGGUAACCCUUCAGGGGUGGAUAAUGCUGUGGGGACAUGGGGUGGCUUUUUAAGAUACCAUGCUGGGAAUAUAACUCCACUAAGCUGGGUCCCCAUUCUGAGGAUCCUUCUCACUAACACCAAAGUACCACGUAGCACCAAAGUGCUUGUUUCUGGAGUGAAGGACAAAAUUAACAAGUUUUCCUCCGUAAUGAAGCCAGUUCUGGAGUCCGUCAGCGCCGUGUCCUGCACCUGUGAACAGACUCUCACAGAGAUGGCCACACACGGACCUUCAGCUGAGCACUACAACAUACUGGAGGAGCUGAUUGAUAUAAACCAGCACCAUCUGAAUGUGAUGGGUGUGGGUCACUCAUCUUUGGACACACUGUGUAGGGUCACUCUGGCCAGGGGGCUGCACAGCAAACUGACGGGGGCAGGAGGAGGAGGCUGUGGAAUCACUCUCCUACGACCAGAGACAGAUGCAUCAGUGAUUCAGAGCACCUUUGAGGAGUUAAAGUCUUGUGGCUUUGACUGCUGGGAGACCAGUAUUGGAGCUCCUGGGGUACAGCAGCACUCAUCUGCUGCGCUCAGUCAGGACAUACUGAAGAUCCUCAACAGCUACUGAGACUCUCCACACAUCAAUGCCACUAGAUGGCAGCAGAAUGUAACACAUAUUUAAUACUGUCAAUUUUAGACAGUGUGUGAAUGCAAAUAAUAGAUAUUUUAAAUACAUAUGAA
Rhinichthys klamathensis goyatoka is the source of this 1529-nucleotide messenger RNA. RefSeq names its product mevalonate kinase (gene mvk). The record is from RefSeq and is a predicted model, not a curated record. The transcript is spliced from 11 exons. Gene Ontology annotation, molecular function: ATP binding; mevalonate kinase activity. Gene Ontology annotation, biological process: cholesterol biosynthetic process; isoprenoid biosynthetic process. The coding region runs from base 226 to 1416 and encodes 396 amino acids. Lineage: Eukaryota; Metazoa; Chordata; Actinopteri; Cypriniformes; Leuciscidae. Gene Ontology annotation, cellular component: cytoplasm.